CUGGUGAGCAUCCUCUCUGUCCUGAUUUCCGCUUCUUGGUACCAUGAACGCCACUGGUCCUCAUUCCUGCUUCCAUCCCACAGGACAUCAGGAGGACUAGCGGCACCCACCAUGCGAUUUCGACGCCUGACACCUGGCUACUUCCGAGUGCUACAGAUGCAGAUAGCCGGGGACCUGAAGGCAGAGCCCCGGAGUCCGCUGGUGGGGAUCGUGGCUGCACUGCUGGCUAUCCUCGGGCUGGGCGGCUCCUGCUAUGCUGUCUGGAAGAUGGUGGGGCAGCAGCGGCCGCCACAGGCUCCAUGAUGAAGUAGGCAGCCUCUCACCUGGGCC
Molecule: messenger RNA, 330 nt
Organism: Lagenorhynchus albirostris (white-beaked dolphin)
Lineage: Eukaryota; Metazoa; Chordata; Mammalia; Artiodactyla; Delphinidae
Gene: ZNF593OS
Product: ZNF593 opposite strand
Exons: 2
Coding region: 112-303 (63 amino acids)
Source: RefSeq, a predicted model, not a curated record